AUGUUACUUUGCGAAGGAUUUGACAGUGCGGCUGCAGUUAAGGGCUCACAGGAGGGGGACAGUGUGCGGGCAGCCCGGUGGAAGCAGGCUGCAGUUCCCCCCCGUGCAGACAUGGGCCCCUCGUUUCGCUCUGGGAUUACUCAAUGCCUGGCCCUCACCUUGGCCCUGGUCAUCGCCGUGAGCGGCCAAGAAGUUACGAAAAACGACAGCUGCACGGCAAACGGGACAGUCUACUCCAGCGAUCAGAUCUGGAGCCCCGAGCCGUGUCGAACCUGCGUGUGCGACUCGGGGGUUGUUGUGUGUGAGGACGAGGUGUGCGAGGAGCUCGGUGACUGCCCGGUGGCGGUGACCCCCGAGGGCGAGUGUUGCCCCGCGUGCUCGGCCGCGGCGCCGACCCGGGCCACACACACUACGGCAGAUACCUGCACAGAAAACGGCACAGCCUACUCCAACAAUCAGAUAUGGAGCCCAGAGCCGUGCCGAGUCUGUGUUUGCGACAGGGGAACUGUGGUGUGUGAGGAGGUGGUGUGUGAGGAGCUAGGGGACUGCGAGACAACCGAGGCCCCCGAGGGCGAGUGUUGCCCCGUGUGCCUCGCCGCCACGCCACAGGCCCCUAACACGGACGAUAAAACUGAGGGCGGCCAGGUGCGCUCCGACGGCCAGAUAUGGAACCCGAAGCCCUGUCGGGUCUGUGUCUGUGACAUGGGGACGGUUUUUUGUGAGGACGUGGUGUGUGAGGAUGUGGGUGACUGCCAGACCACGGAGGUCCCGGAGGGCGAGUGCUGCCCGGUGUGCGCGGCCGCAGAAGAGCGGCUUAGCGCAGAAACCGACACCUGCACAGAGAACGGGAAAGUUUACGCCGACCAGGACAUGUGGAGCCCGGAGCCGUGUCGGGUGUGUGUGUGCGACAUGGGGACGGCCAUGUGUGAAGACGUGGUGUGCGAGGACCUGGGUGACUGUCAGAAAACGACCAUCCCAGAGGGGGAAUGUUGCCCUGUGUGCUUAACUUCCACUUCCCCACUUACUCCCAGCACAGACCCUGCAACAGCCGCUGACGAGGGGAAAAAGGAAAGCUGCACGGUGGAAGGGGAGCUCUACCACCACAACGACAUCUGGAAACCCGAGCCCUGUCGCGUGUGCGUUUGCGACAACGGCGUUGCCGUCUGCGACGAGGUCCAGUGUGAAAUCGUGGCAAAUUGCGAGAAGGUGGUCACACCCGAGGGCGAGUGCUGCCCCGUGUGUGACAGCUUUGCCAGUGCCGCCAGGAGGAUAGAAAUUAUGGGCUUCAAGGGACAGAAAGGUGAGCCAGGUGACAUACCCUAUGUGGUAGGACUCCCUGGACCCUCAGGACCACAGGUGAGUAAACCGGUGGUCCUCCAGGAGCACAGGGAAAAACAGGACCGAGAGGUUUCAAAGGCAGAAAGGGAUUUCCGGGGCCUCAAGGCUUUGACGGUGAGCCGGGUGUACCAGGAAACCCGGGACAACCAGGACCUCCUGGUGAUCCUUCACCCCCUGGGGUUAGCUGGAAACCUGGUGUCACAGAUGGCCUCAGGUUUCGGUGAGAAGUCUGGUCUUGCCGGAAUGGUGACGGGAACAAGGAGCAUGAAAAUAUCUUUUUACAGGGUGAAGCAGGACCACGAGGAAUUCCUGGACCAUCUGGGCCACCAGGUCCAUCUGGUGGUCAAGGAAUACCUGGAGAGGCUGGAGAUCCAGGACCAAUGGGAGAGCCUGGUCAUCGAGGACCUGAUGGACUACCAGGAAAACCAGGACCCGAUGGAGAAUCUGGACCUGCAGGUGGAACGGGAGAGGCAGGAUUUCCAGGCUCCCCGGGACACGCAGGGCAAGAUGGUCCAAAAGGCGAGCUGGGAGCAGUUGGAGCCAAGGGAGCCUCUGGUACACCUGGUCCGAUGGGCGCUCCUGGUCCAGUUGGACCAGCUGGUCAGCAGGGAGAAAGAGGCAGAAUUGGACCGACUGGGCCUGUGGGUAAACGUGGUGCAUCAGGUCACGAUGGUAAACCAGGACCUAUGGGUGAAGCAGGACCUACAGGGGUCCGAGGAAGUCGGGGACAGCAAGGACCCAGAGGGGAAGCUGGGCGGGUGGGACCACCUGGACCUACAGGACAGCAGGGGGCUGCAGGAUCAGAUGGUACUCCAGGUGCUCGUGGCUCAUCGUUUGGUUUUUGAUCAUUUUGCUUCCAAAAAGGGUAUAGCAGGUGUUCAGGGUCCUCCAGGGUUACUAGGACCAUCUGGUCCUCCAGGUCCCCAGGGAACCACAGGAACAGCAGGACCAAAAGGCCAGCUGGGUGAUGUUGGAUUCCCAGGAUUCAAAGGAGAAGCUGGACUGAAGGGAGAACGAGGUGACCAUGGUGUUCCGGGACCAUUGGGCCCAAUGGGGGACGAUGGAAAGCGUGGACCUCGGGGUGAUAGUGGAUCUAUUGGUCCUCCUGGACCUCCAGGAGAGACAGGAGCCCCAGGAAACAGAGGAUUCCCUGGUGCUGAUGGUUUACCAGGACAAAAGGGAGCCCAAGGUGAGCGAGGGGUUCCAGGGUCAGGUGGUGCCAAAGGUUUACCAGGAGACCCAGGACGCAACGGAGAGGCAGGUUUAACAGGAGCUCGGACUAUAAACUAUGAAUGUACUAUGGCCUUACUGGACUUAUCGGUGCACAGGGAGCAGAGGGAAGACAAGGACCAAUGGGCUCAGCAGGAGAAGAUGGCAAACCAGGGCCUGCUGGGUCGAUCGGAAACAGAGGCGGAGCUGGACCCAUGGGUCUGCCAGGACCAAAGGGCUUUGCAGGGGAUGCUGGAAAGGCUGGAGAGCCUGGAAGUGCUGGGGCUCCUGGUCAAAGGGCAAGGGGUAAAUGGAAAAGAUGGAGAAGGAGGUGCUGCCGGUCCGACAGGCCCAGCUGGUCCUGCAGGAAAGAGGGGAGAACAGGGACCCCAGGGAGUUAGUGGUUUCCAGGGUUUGCCCGGAACCCCAGGUCCCCCUGGAGAGUCUGGAAAACCUGGUGAUGAGGGUCUUGCUGGAGAGGUUGGUGCUGAUGGAGCAACAGGUCCAAGAGGAGAAAGAGGUCCACCAGGAGAAAGAGGUGAAGCUGGGCCCAAUGGGCUGCAGGGACCUAAAGGUGGUCCAGGUGGACAAGGACCAGAUGGACCAAAGGGAAAUCCAGGUCCAAAGGGUGCUGAUGGAGAACCAGGAGGUCCAGGACUUCAAGGGAUGCCAGGGGAAAGAGGCAUUCCAGGACCCUCUGGGCCAAAGGGAGAUGCUGGCUCUGCUGGAGAAAAAGGACUAGAAGGCAAAGCUGGAGCUGAUGGUGCAAGGGGGACUGCUGGUCCUGUUGGACCUCCCGGUCCUGCCGGACCAAACGGAAUGAAGGGUGAAACAGGCCCACCAGGGCCUAAUGGGCGUAGAGGCUCACGGGGAAUUGCUGGCUCUACUGGUGAUCCUGGCCCGACUGGUGCUGCUGGCUUCCAAGGACCCCCUGGUAUUGAUGGUCAGCCUGGGGUCAAAGGUGAAACAGGAGAGCCAGGUCUGAAGGGAGAAACAGGAGCUCCCGGACCACAGGGGACGGCUGGAAAACCAGGAGAACAGGGUCCUGUUGGUGUGACUGGACUUAAAGGUGGCAGAGGAACGCAGGGUCCAUCUGGCUCUCCUGGCUUCCCUGGACUUCCUGGAGGAGUUGGACCUCCUGGCUCUCUUGGUGCCGUAGGGGCAGAUGGGCCAAUAGGUACUCCAGGAAAGCGGGGUCCUGCUGGAAUUCGUGGAGAGAACGGAGCUGUCGGUCAUCAAGGCGAGAAGGGACCUCCUGGUCCAGCAGGCAGCCCUGGAGAGAAGGGCGAACCUGGAGAGGACGGACCUCCGGGCCCUGAUGGGCCUCCAGGUCCAGCUGGUGUCACAGGACAAGGAGGAAUUGUCGGCCAGCCAGGAGUAAGGGGGGAAAGAGGCCUGUUGGGGCUGCCAGGUCCUGCUGGUCCACCAGGAAAACCUGGAGCCUCAGGAGGUCCGGGAAGCAAAGGUCCAGCUGGUUUGGUUGGUUUACCAGGACCCACCGGGCCAAGAGGAGAGGCUGGCCGCGAGGGUAUUGCUGGAGCUGAGGGGUCUCCUGGUAAAGAUGGUCUUGUUGGAGAAAGGGGAGAAAGGGGUAAUCCAGGGCCAGAGGGUCUGGCGGGUACCCCAGGGUCUUCAGGUAAUGAGGGUCCAGUGGGAUUAACCGGUGGUCCAGGCCAAAGAGGCAAAAAUGGUGAUAGAGGCCCUCUUGGACCUCAAGGACCAGCCGGAGUACGGGGCAAAGUGGGCCCUCAAGGACCACAAGGAGAAAAAGGAGUAACUGGAGAGCAAGGAGAGAGGGGUCAGAAAGGUCACAGGGGCUUCACUGGACUGGAUGGUUUACCAGGAAUAACUGGUGCCACAGGUGACGCAGGAUCUAAAGGAAUAAUUGGACCAGCUGGACCGCGGGGCCCUCCAGGGGUGACCGGUCCUCCAGGAAAGGAGGGGAACCCUGGCCAGCCUGGACCAAUGGGUGCCCCUGGAAGCAGAGGAAGCAGUGGUGACCUCGGAGCCGAGGGUCCUCCUGGUGAACCUGGACCUCCUGGCCCUCCCGGCCCCCCAGGACCUCCCACUGCAGCUGUGGAAGAGCUCUUUGCCGGCCCACUUGAUUAUGAUGAGAAUGGAGGUGUUCAGGAAGCUUUGGAGCUCACAGAGUACGACGCAGGUGUUGAUCCUCCUCCAUCUCCAGAGUUCAACAAAGACGAAGCUCUGCCCAAUAAGAAACCAGCCAUCUUGCGUGCUGCAACGGGAGUCCAAGCCUCCCUAAAGACCCUCAAUGGACAUCUGCAAGUUCUGCGGAGUCCUGAUGGCACUAAGAUGAACCCUGCGAAAACCUGCCAGGAUAUAAAGCUGUGCUACCCCCAGAAGAGGAGCGGUGAGUAUUGGUUAGAUCCAAACCAAGGGAGCACAAAAGAUGCCAUCAAAGUCUUCUGCAACAUGGAAACUGGGGAAACCUGCAUCUCUGCCAAUCCGGCCAACAUUCCUCGCAAAGCAUGGUGGACAAAAUCUGUUCCCACUCCCAACAAGCCCAUUUGGUUUGCAACAGACAUGAAUGGUGGAACAAAAUUCCAGUAUGGCAACAAAGAGGAACAACCCAAUGCAGUGGCUGUCCAGCUGAAGCUGCUGCAGGUUUUGUCCAAAGAGUCACAUCAGAACAUCACCUACCACUGCAAAAACAGUGUGGCUUAUAAAGCAGAAAAGAGCAGCAACCUAAAGAAAGCCAUGGUCCUCAAAGGCUUCAAUGGCCAAGAACUUAGAGCACAGGGCAACAACAGGCUGCGAUACUCGGUGAUCGAGGACGGCUGCUCGAAAUCAAACGGAGGGUGGGGUAAGACUGUGAUUGAGUACAGGACUCAGACUUCGACCAGACUUCCGAUCGUGGACUUUGCACCCAUGGACGUCGGAAAGGCCGAUCAGGAAUUCGGCCUGGAUAUCGGCCCGGUGUGCUUCUCUUAAAUCAAUGCAUUGCCAACAAAAGAUGGACACAAAUUGCCCCUUUUUAAGGGGGUUUAAAAUCAACUGCGAUAGGGGUUUGGUGUUAUACUGCUGCCAUUCACACAUGGCUGCAUUCAGGAACUGUGCAACUUGUAGGAUCAAAAGGAUCUAAAGCACGAACUCUCAAUGACAAUAUGAAACUGGAAAUAUGUUGUAAUGGGAAUUUGACAACAUACUGUUUUUAAAAGACGUUAUGAAGAGAAUCAAAGCAAUCAAGCCUGAACAUUUUUUCCAGAACAUGCACAGCCAAUGACCCUUAUUUAAGCAAGAGUUGAUAUAGAAAUGACUAUAGUCUUUAUAGUAUGAAUAAUGAAAAUCAAGCUUGAACCUAAAUUAUUAAGUUCCUUUCCGGAACUCAGUUACUCUUUCAACAGAAAUCCUUUAUAUCACAUUUGAAAACCUAAACUGUACAUGCAACAUAUGACUGUAAAUUGCAGAUUAUUUGUUUGUUGACUAUGGAUGUGGAAUAAAUGUCUGUCUUUGGAACAACUAAGCUUACCUGCCUUCAUGAAUGACAUUUGGUUUGAAAAAAAUAACCUUGCAUUAGCAUAAAUCUACCUUGUAGCCACUAGAUGGAGACAAUACUAUUUAAUUCUGAUAGCAAAACAAAGUGGAAUGUUUUCACCUGACAUCCCAGCUGAGCUCAGUGAUUUAAAAAAAAACAGAAAUCUGUUCCUUAUUCAUAUAAAUUGCAUCGUAAAUUGACAUGUCCAACAUGACUCCAACCUCUGUAAAUAAAGCAAACGCAAAAUUCAA
This is a messenger RNA of Menidia menidia (Atlantic silverside), 6294 nucleotides long. The record is from the annotation of a GenBank genome assembly. NCBI's taxonomy places the organism in Eukaryota, Metazoa, Chordata, Actinopteri, Atheriniformes, Atherinopsidae.